Messenger RNA from Desarmillaria tabescens, 1596 nucleotides. RefSeq names its product WW domain binding protein 11-domain-containing protein. Bases 241 to 1530 code for a protein of 429 amino acids. Gene Ontology annotation, biological process: RNA processing. The transcript is spliced from 6 exons. NCBI's taxonomy places the organism in Eukaryota, Fungi, Basidiomycota, Agaricomycetes, Agaricales, Physalacriaceae. The record is from RefSeq and is a predicted model, not a curated record.
CGUGACUCCAUAUCUAGUAACCACGUGCGUGUCGGUUCCGUCAUCUUUUACUCAGUUACUCAGAUUCUCUCCAUGAUUUUUCAUAUCUUGUUCUCUUGCUACAACUAUAGAGAUAUCCGAUAUCCAUAGCAAUAUUUAUUUGAGUACCUACCCAGCAAAGGCUCAAUGUGAGAGUGCCGAAACAUUGGGAGUCCCGACGCGUGACAAACAGCAGCAAAUUCAAUUUACCUUUCAACCACCAUGGCAAAAGGCAAGAGUGUCAAUCCUGCUGAUGCUUACCGUAAGGCUCUGCGCAAAAAAGAGCUGAAAAAGAACAAGGCCGAUCGAACCAAGAAGCGCGACUUUGCCCUGGUCAAGAAAGAUACAUUUGAUUUCGAGGAUGAAAUUGCUAACCUGGAGGCCCUUCCUACUCCUUCAUCGUCGGAAAAGGCUCGACUAACGGAAGCCAAGGCUGAACUAGAGAAGAUUAAUCAGAAGAAAGAAGAAUAUGUCAAGGAGCACCCCGAACACCGUCGACUCGUCUACCGGCCUCGGAAACAACAGACAGAUCCUGAUAAACCUGAGGAGGAACUCGUCUUGCCUACUCGGAAUCUUUUCAAAGCGAAUGGACUUCCUCGACACCCGGAACGGAGUAUAUACUAUGACCCAGUUAUGAACCCUUUUGGUGUCGCUCCACCUGGCAUGCCUUACCGUGAACGAGACCUAUUACCCGGUGAAAUUGAUAAUGAGGCUGAAAAUUCGGAAGUUGCAGAUGACGACGACGUUGUUAUGCCAGAAGGUCCACCUCCAAAGCCAGAGGAUGCAGUUGACAGUGAUGAUGACAUACCCAUGCCAGAGGGCCCACCACCAGGUCAAGAGUUGCCUGAACAGGGUACAUCUGAUGAAGUUCCCGUCAACCCGCCACUUCCGCCAAUGCCGCCACCACCAAUGUUACUAAAUAACUUUGGACCUUCAACCUCCUUCCCUCCUUUUCCUCCCACAGGGUUCCCUGGUUAUAUGGCUCCUCCUCUAGGUGUACCUCCGCCGCCGCCUAGUUAUGCUAUGCCUCCGCCACCUCCAGGGUUCUUUUCUCGUCGGCAGCAAUCUGCAACAACCUUGCAGGACCCAUUGUCAUCUGUUCCGCAUCAAACAUUCCAAGGCCAUCGUGCUCAGGUUUUAGCGCCCCCGCAUCCAUCUCUACCCCCGAAACCUCGGCCGGAGGCCUCUCCGUCUGCGAUAGUGUCGGCCGAGCCUCAACUGCGUGAUUUGAAGAAGGAAGCUACAUCAUUUGUACCCACCUCGCUAAAACGCAAGAAGGCUGCUAGCGCGUCGGCAUCUGGGAGGAUCAAUGCUGCGCCUGGUGUUGGUGACGUUGUUGAAGGAGAGAUUUCGGCUCGGCCGGACUUGCUCAGUGCUCUAAAGGGUCAGUUUGGGCCCGCCCCGAAUAAUCGGCCUGCUGCACUACCCACCAAAGAAAAGAGUGCCGCAACAAAGACGAAGGACGACUACGAGAAGUUUGUUGAAGAGAUGGGAGAUAUAUUGGGACCCUAGUAGAUGUUUGCACAUUGAAUCUGUACAGUAGCUGCAACGGAUGAAUUGAACUCAUGUGAAGCUCGG